AUGUCUUUCUUUGGAUUCGACACCUCCCUCCCCAGGGACAAGCCUGAGGGCGCAGGCAAGGGUAUUUUUGAACACACAAACCCCUUCACCGAAGUCGCAAAAGCUAGGAAAUUGCAGGCCUUUCAAGACAACCAGGACGACAUUCUCGACUUUGAAGAUACCUACGAUGGGCUAGGCGAUCAACUCGAGGAGGCCGGCGAUGAUUUCAACGAUGAUACCUUUGGUGGCGGCGCCGAAGGCGCAACCGGUCAGGGCUCAGUGGGAAAAGAUUAUGACUUUUUUGGAAAAACGGCACAAGUUUCAAAUGUCAUCAAUGAAGAGAAUAUGCGCUACACCUUGCAACACCCUCACCAACCAGCAGCGCCCGCGCAGCCCGCAAAGGUCAGAAGGACCGGUUAUGAGAAAUAUCAAGAUCCGGGUUACAUUCCAGAUAUUCAGGCAAAAUCUGGGGCUUGGGGCACAAAGUCAAGCACAGCCGCUCCUCCAACUGGCGAGAACCGCAUCAGUACAGCUCGCAGCCCUGCUCCAGCCUUGCCUUCUGCUCGUGCGCCCUCACCUCCACCGGCACCCAUGUCGCAACCUCCAAUGAUGACCCUUGAACAGGUUGAGGCGGCCAUUCUUGCCCAAUCUCAAGCGAGGCAGUCACAGCUUCCAUUCCCUCAACCUCUGCCAUAUCCAUUCCCAACUCAGCCAAUGCAUUCACAAUCUCCUCAGCACUAUCCGGCCAUGGGACCUCCUCCCGGCAUGCCAACUCAGCCUCAACCACAACCUCCUCUCGAUGGUCCUAGGAGCCACAAUCGCAUGCCCUCACAGCCACGUGCUCCUCAGCAACCUCAGCAGCCUCUCCAGAUUCUGCAGAAUCCAAAUAGGGCCCGUCAUUCACCCCAGCCAAGCCUUGACAGGUCUCAACACAUCCCAGCACUCGGACCCCAAGGACCCGGUGCCAUGCCGAUCAUAACUCAUCCUCAACAGCUAAUGGAACUGUCUGAAGAACAGCGACGAGCGUAUCUGGAAGAAGACGCCAAAAGAGCAAAGAGAAAUCACAAGAUCUUCCUACUUUCCAAGGGAAAUGGCUUAAUGACGCCCCAGGACAAGAAUUUCAUCACUCGAAUCCAGCUUCAGCAAUUGGUAGCGGCCACGGGUAGUUCGGUGGACUCAAAUCCUGAAGCUGCUCUCAAUGAAGAUUUCUACUACCAGGUCUAUAGCCAAAUCCGCGGCGCUCCAAGACAACAUCCUACUCAGCCAUUGGGCCACUUUGCGCAGACCUAUCUGUUCCAGACGGGUACUCGUGUGGGUGGCAGACGCCAACAGAUCAACGGAGACAACCACAUGCAGAGAAUGCAGCAACAAGUUCAGCGUGCCGUUGAGGCUGCCAAGCUUAAACCCAAGAAUAAGCAGCUGAUCAUUGAAGGUAGCUUGGGUAAAAUAUCAUUCAGCAAUGCAAAGACGCCGAAACCUUUGCUCAACAUCAAGAGGCAGGAGGGCACUGACUCCCGGCCAACAAGUGCCAGAAAGGGAGACGGCGUAACUGCAAGUGACCGCAAAACGAUUCUGAAGAACAUCGAAGCGGUGUAUGCGACCUUGAUGCGCAUGGAGGAUCAUGAACGACAAAUGCCACCCCCGCCCACUGAGGGCGAUGCAGAUUCCAUUCAGGCCCAUCUGGAAUGGCGACACAAGCAGCAGGAGCUCGGCAACACUCUAUGGCAAGAUCUCAAGGUUCUGGAUCCUAUAGUUCCGGGAUCAACCAUUCCUCACCCUUUCAUUGCUUUUCUGUCAUUUGCCAAAGGCAAGAAGGCUAUUCCGCGUGUCUUCCAUCAGAUUGAUCAGGACAAAAGACUGACCAUCUUGACGAUGGUUGUGGUCCACCUCGAUCAGCUUGAUGUGGUCAAGGACGCCCGCCCUGCACCUGGUGAAUCACAGCCUCCGCCACUCGUGCGGGAAGAAAUCGAGCUAUUCUCACAAGCCGUGAUGCCGUGCUUGUUAUCUCAUGUUAGCGAAGCACCCGUCAAUAUUAUCACCGGAUUGCUAGGACUUCUCAUCGAUCACACGAGCAUCUCGGUUGUUGCACAAACCAAGAUUGGGCUUGGUAUGCUGACGAUGCUGUUGACGCGCGCCGAGUUGGUGAAGGAGGCUGGGUCGGUCAGUGACCAGGAUUGGCAACAAUGGACCAUGUUAUACAGUCGCCUUUUUGAUAUGUUGGAGCCUCUUCUUGGUUCACUAUUCCCUGGUCCGGUCAACUCUGGUGACGAUAUGUACGUUUGGCAAUUUUUGGCUGCGAUCGGCAUAUGCGCCAGCCCCGACCAACAACAGAGGCUGGUCAUCGGUGUUAAAGACAGAGUCAUGGAGACAGUUCUCCAAAGCAAGACAUUACCAGCCGAAAUGUCAAGCGUUCGACUCGGGAACGUCAACCUGUUCAUGAGAGCCAUCGGCCUUGAUGUUGAGAUGCUGGGUUGA
This is a messenger RNA of Fonsecaea multimorphosa CBS 102226, 2454 nucleotides long. RefSeq lists its product as uncharacterized. The transcript is spliced from 2 exons. Bases 1 to 2454 code for a protein of 817 amino acids. Gene Ontology annotation, molecular function: RNA binding. Lineage: Eukaryota; Fungi; Ascomycota; Eurotiomycetes; Chaetothyriales; Herpotrichiellaceae. Gene Ontology annotation, biological process: deadenylation-dependent decapping of nuclear-transcribed mRNA; P-body assembly. Gene Ontology annotation, cellular component: P-body. The record is from RefSeq and is a predicted model, not a curated record.